AUGGCUCCCCCCUGCUGCUUUGAAGGGGUUUUUAAGAGCUGCUUCCCACAGAAGGCUAACCCAGAAAAGUUGGAGCCCAAUGCGGUGCAGAAGCUGGCCGGAUAUUUGGGGCUCUACAAGUUCUCUGCCUACGUCAUCAUGGACGCCUCUUGGAUCUCCAAACUCUGUGAUACCAUGGUCCGCACGCCGGCGGCCUAUGGCAUGGCCUACGAGGACGUGCGGAUCGAGGCGCUCGACGGCUGCACCCUGGCGGCGUGGCAUAUCCCCGCCCAGGACAAAAGCUCGAAGAAGCUGGCGAUUGUGGGCCAUCAGUCCUGGGCUUGUGCCAACAAAUCCGGCUGCGAGACGCACCAGAGGCAUGGCUGGGUCACCGUAGAGGCCAUCGACUACGUGAAGCUUCAGAAGGUGCUGCAUGAUGCUGGCUUCCACGUCCUCGCAUACGACCUGCGCAACCACGGAGAGUCCGAGAAGAAGCUCCCCAGCGGCUUUGGAGAAAUUGAAUAUAUGGAUGCUGUUGGUGUGAUGAACUACGUGAACAGCCACCCAGUGCUGAAGACCUGCAAGGUUUGCUUGUUGCCCUUCUGCGUCUCGGGAGUGGCGUUCAUGAAGGCCAACACCCUUCACCCUGAGAAGUUCAAGAACGUGGUGGCUUGGGCAACCACGAACAUCUUCCAUGGCCCCACGAUCAUGUCCAACCGGCCGUAUAUGUUCGGCCUGGGCAACGUGAAGCUGCUGAACAAAGCUUUUGCCGAGAAGCAGGCCUCCUACGAGAAGUCGGGCCAAUUGAAGAGCCAGGACAUCAAGAUCACAGCCCAGCGGAUUUCUGCGAAGCCUUAUGCACCUGACGUCAAGGUCCCGAUCCUCUACUGCGACGUCAUGCAUGAUGUGUUGGACUACCACGAGGCCUCCUGCCCCGACAUCUUCGCGGAGUUCGGCAAAAGCCUGCCGGAGGAGCAGCGGAAGCGCAACGAGCUCCACUUCUUGGGACCCCACCGACCGAUGCCCUUCACGACGAAAGGCCGCAACCGGAGCCGUGGCAAGAACCUGCGAUUUUCGGCAGUGAACUCUUCCGGGUGUAUCCUACAAGAAGAGAUUCUGGCGGUCCCAUGUGGAGGAUUCUGGGCCUUUGACUGUGCAGAGUCGCAGGAUGAGAGCCUAAGCAGCCUAAGCGCACUAAGUGAAGUCGGGAUGGACGAUUCGGUGACCCAAGUGUUGGACCAGGCUCGGGAAUGCGCGGUGGAGAAGGUGGUGUGCCCCAUUUGUUUCGAAGCACUCAGCGACCUCCCGAACCAGGUUGGAGCUCUCACUUUUGAAGGCAAGCGAGUCGAAAGUGCGCUCUACCACCAUGACUGUGUGCACAACCAUGCUACUAACCGCCUGGUCUUCGCCUCUGAGACGGGCAAAGCAGUCAGUCCGCUCACCCGACGCCAGGUGGAUAACUUCAAGGUGAUGCCUGCCCUGACCGACUCUGAGGAGUGGGUCAGCUUCUUGGAUUGGAACCGAACGGGCCACCUGGACCUUCAGAAGGUGUGUUUCGCGGUCGCAGCUUUGCUUCCGGAAGGUGACCUGCCUCGUCUGGCGACGAGAGACGGAGCAGACCUAGUGGAUGACGCGUAUGCGAGAAGGUUCGUUUUGCAGGUCAUGAACCUGCCUGAAGACUCAGAGGAGGCCCACGAAGUGAGCCAACAGGAGGUGAUCCAGACUCUGCUUCCGCAGAUCCGACGGCAGCUGCGGCGCCUGGUGAAGACGCCACGGCCGCGGCCACCCGAGAUCUGCCGCAACUCGGAGAAGGAGGAGCUCCUCGCAUGGUUCCGCUUUUGGGACUCCAAGAAGGAAGGCCGCCUCGAUACUUCCACGCUACAACUGGCGGUGGUUGCGACCUUCCACACAGCCUUGGCCAAGACGGCAGACGCGGCCACCAAGGCGGCGAUCGCACAAUCCUUCUGCACCGAGAUGGGCUUGAGGGAAUGCGACCACGUCACAGAGGAGCAGUUCAUGGAGAAAAUGGCUCCGCACCUGGUCUCGAAUUUGCCCGUGGCCAUCGAGCGAAAUACCCGCUCGAGCGGCUUUUUCGACCCCAAGUUGUCCUUAACGCUCCACUUGAGGGAUAUGAAAUCGGGCGCAGAACGUCCCUUGUACUUUGAGACUGCCGGAGAGGUGACGGUGAAGGAUCUGAAAGCUGCCACCCUGCGCCGCUUUCCGGUGCUGCUCUGCCGUCGCACAGUGAAGAUUUUCGUGAUGGGCCAGCAAUUGGAGGACGACUUCCAACCCCUCUUCCAUUUGCGUGGGAUCUACGUCACUUGGCGGAGAACUUUAUGGCAGGGCAACGUGUGGUGGAAACGGCCACAAAGCCCAAGAAGAAAUCGCCUCUGGACUUCGACGAUUUGGCGGGCUUUGACGACGCCUCGGAUUCCACCUCUGAUGAGGAUCUCAAUCGAGACCUCUAUGAGGGCAACGUGCGUUGUUUGCGGCAGAUCAGCAACGAGAGCGCCGCCUCCCGGGCCUCCCGGGGCUCGCGGCUGUCGGUGGGAAGUCGUCCCAGCCAGAAUAGCCGCAGGAGCGACUCGUCGCUGA
Molecule: messenger RNA, 2574 nt
Organism: Durusdinium trenchii
Lineage: Eukaryota; Dinophyceae; Suessiales; Symbiodiniaceae
Source: the annotation of a GenBank genome assembly